GCUAAAAGAUUUCCUAUACAAGUAGAAAGCAAAACUUCGGUUUUGUACAAGGGAAACCGAGUGUUUUACAUUUUCUUAGAGACUUCUUGGGAGAAGGAGUCAUGGUGUAAAGCUCUUCGUCUUGCUGCUUGCGAGAAUCAGGAAAGGUUUAUUUGGUCCACCAAAUUGAAAGACGAGUUCCGAUACUACUUGGCUUCCCUUAAUGCUGCUUAUCCUUCUUUUAUGAAACCAUCAGCUGGGUUUAGUUUUGAGUCAUUGGACAAAGGGAUUAAAGUGGAUGGUCCUUCAUCCAAGGUUCGUUUAUUCUGGAAGAAGUUUUCGAAGAAGUGCUCACCUAAAGUGAAUAUGCCCCCGUCGGGUCGUGAAGACAAGAAGACUUCAACCCGGCCUUACCAAGAUUCACAAUCUACCGGUGGCUCUGGAAAGAGCACCCCAGCAAGAAGGAUGCAAGAUAACAUCCCUGAGGAAACCGAUGUCCAAGUU
Molecule: messenger RNA, 483 nt
Organism: Camelina sativa (false flax)
Lineage: Eukaryota; Viridiplantae; Streptophyta; Magnoliopsida; Brassicales; Brassicaceae
Source: RefSeq, a predicted model, not a curated record